Messenger RNA from Hipposideros armiger (great roundleaf bat), 1744 nucleotides. It is a transcript of the gene RAB11B, whose product is annotated as RAB11B, member RAS oncogene family. The record is from RefSeq and is a predicted model, not a curated record. Gene Ontology annotation, molecular function: GTPase activity; GTP binding. Lineage: Eukaryota; Metazoa; Chordata; Mammalia; Chiroptera; Hipposideridae. Bases 187 to 843 code for a protein of 218 amino acids. The transcript is spliced from 5 exons.
CCCCAGUCUGUGCCCACCUCGGGGGCUCUGCUUCCGCCUCUGAUUGGCUCUUCUGGGUGCCGGUCGCUAAGCCACUCGCCGCUGAUUGGUCAUCCGGCAGCCGCUCUGCGCGGCACCGGCACCGCCCCCGUAGGGUGUUUGUGGUGGGGCUGCGGAGUCGCUGAUCCCGCCGGAAGCGCUAGGACAAUGGGGACCCGGGACGACGAAUACGACUACUUAUUCAAAGUGGUGCUCAUCGGGGACUCAGGCGUGGGGAAGAGCAACCUGCUGUCCCGCUUCACCCGCAACGAGUUCAACCUGGAGAGCAAGAGCACCAUCGGUGUGGAGUUUGCCACUCGCAGCAUCCAGGUGGACGGCAAGACCAUCAAGGCACAGAUCUGGGAUACCGCCGGCCAGGAGCGCUACCGCGCCAUCACCUCUGCGUACUACCGAGGUGCAGUGGGCGCACUGCUGGUGUAUGACAUCGCCAAGCACCUGACAUAUGAGAAUGUGGAGCGCUGGCUGAAGGAGCUGCGGGACCACGCCGACAGCAACAUCGUCAUCAUGCUGGUGGGCAACAAGAGCGACCUGCGCCACCUGCGGGCUGUGCCCACUGACGAGGCCCGAGCCUUCGCAGAAAAGAACAACUUGUCCUUCAUUGAGACCUCAGCCUUGGACUCCACCAACGUAGAGGAAGCUUUCAAGAACAUCCUCACAGAGAUCUACCGCAUUGUGUCACAGAAGCAGAUAGCAGACCGCGCAGCGCACGAUGAGUCCCCCGGCAACAAUGUGGUGGACAUCAGCGUCCCGCCCACGACCGACGGACAGAAACCGAACAAGCUACAGUGCUGCCAGAACCUGUGACCGCCUCGCACCUCAUCCGAGUGUGCGUGCACGUCCUCUUCCUCUGCCUGCCCUUCAUCGCGCUGUCCUCCCUGCCCUGACCGCCUGUCCCUCUGAGACCGGCUCCCACACUCCCAUUGAGCUCCGCACAGCCUACUGGGGCUUAGGAAGAGCAGGAGUCGGGCGGCACCUCCCGUCCCCCCCUAGGAUAGCUCUAAGCCCUGGCUGCUGCACCUGCUCUUCUUGGGUCCCAGUGGGCCUCUGGGCGGGGCAGAGAGGGUGGCCCGAUGGACAGGGCCAGCCAGAGGCAUGAGGAUGGGCUCACUAAGCAGGCUUCUGCAGUUUUCCAUGGCAGACUCCAGGGAGCAAUGCCUCCUUCCCUCUCUGGCCAGCUGGCCUCAGUCCCUACCCAGAAACCCUCUGUGGGCUGAAGCCUGAAGAGUAUGUGACCAGGGGGCCGGGGCAGGCAGACACAGGCUCCCGGCACCCCACUCCCCACGCACAGCCAGCACUGGCACACGCAUUUGACCUCCAGCCUCUCCCAUGCGUGCGUGACUCCAGCUCCUGCCUGUAGAUUUAUGCUGGGAAAAGACCCCCCCUCCCCAUCUCCCCUCCUUUUUGCACGCAGCGCGCUCCCCCCCCUUCUCUGUGCCCUUCCCUUUGUCUUGUCUCCCUGUCUGGUCAGGAACCUAUUUGCAAGUGAAGCAAUAUCUCCGUGUUUUGUAUAUACAACCGCUCUUGUAGCCUUUGGUUUUUUUGUUACUGUAGAGAAACACAGAUUCUUUAUACACUUUGUAAGAUUGACGCCAAACCCCAGCUCUCGGAUCUCUUAUUCUCCCUGUGGCCCCUCCUGCACUGUUGCCCGAUGCCUCAUUUCUCUGGCCCGUUACUAAAAUGUAUAAUCCGACUUCCUGGACAGAAA